Messenger RNA from Sungouiella intermedia, 738 nucleotides. NCBI's taxonomy places the organism in Eukaryota, Fungi, Ascomycota, Pichiomycetes, Serinales, Metschnikowiaceae. The record is from the annotation of a GenBank genome assembly.
AUGGCUUCCAGAACACAAUUUGAAAACUCCAACGAGGUGGGUGUCUUCUCCAAGUUGACUAACUCCUACUGUCUUGUCGCUGUGGGAGGCUCCGAAAACUUCUACUCUGCUUUUGAAGCUGAGCUCGGCGAUGUCAUCCCCAUCGUCAGAACAACCAUCGCUGGUACCAGAAUCGUCGGUAGAAUGACCGCAGGUAACAGAAGAGGAUUGUUGGUGCCUACACAGACCAGCGAUCAAGAACUAAUGCACUUGAGAAACUCCUUGCCAGACUCGGUCAAGAUCCAGAGAGUGGAGGAAAGAUUGUCUGCUUUGGGUAACGUUAUAUGCUGCAACGACUACGUUGCAUUGGUACACCCAGAUAUCGAGAGAGAAACUGAAGAGUUGAUUGCCGAUGUUUUGGGAGUGGAGGUUUUCCGUCAGACUAUCGCCGGUAACGUCUUGGUUGGUUCUUACUGUUCUCUCUCCAACCAGGGAGGUUUGGUGCACCCACAGACGUCCAUCCAGGACCAGGAGGAGUUGUCUUCGCUCUUACAGGUUCCUCUUGUGGCUGGAACUGUCAACAGAGGAUCCUCUGUCGUGGGAGCCGGUAUGGUUGUGAAUGACUGGUUGGCAGUGACUGGUUUGGACACCACCGCUCCAGAGUUGAGCGUGGUGGAGUCGAUUUUCAGAUUGCAAGAUGCACAGCCUGAUGCUAUUUCAGGCAACUUGAGAGAUACGUUGAUCGAGACGUACUCGUAG